AUGGAACACAAUCGAUCAAACAGUCGGCAACUUGCCGUACCACAAGCUUCCACCUCGGCAACACAGCUGCGCCAUCGACCGUCCUUCCGUGAUCGCUUCUGGACAAGGACCAGCGCAAACUACGACGGCGAGGACGAUGUCAUCUCCAAGAGUCAGCCCAGUCCCGUCAAGAAGAGCGCCUACGUUCCCACGAAUGCGGCCUCUGGCUUCGCGAGAACAGCAUCAUCGCCACGCGAGCAGUCCAGACGGAAACAGUCCCGGCAAGAAGAGCCGUCGUCAUCUAGCAAGGACACCGGCAUCAACGUUUCCGUUCGAUCACCACUUGGCGAUCUCGCAGCAGGCCACCUGUACGUCCCCACCGAGUCCGAUCUCGAACCUGCAUCUCCGACUGGGCGGGAUACUACCACCGACUACGCCACCUUUAUCGCCGCCGCGCAGAACGAAGAGCGCGUGCGCCAUGCGGCGUCUCAGAGGCAGGGAGGAGCGGCGGUGGCGGCGGUGCGCAACAGCAGCCAGUACCGUGACAGCGGGUACUAUUCGUCGUCCAACGGCGGAGGAGGAGGAGGAGGGCGGCCUUAUUCGCCGUCUCUGCCGUCGUCGGCUGGGGCGAAGGGGCAGCAGCUGUCGGGGAGGUCGUUUGGGCAGCGCAUUGCGGAGUAUAUCAAGCCGCCGAGGGAUGAAGCUGUGGCGGCGGUGCGGCGGUGA
Molecule: messenger RNA, 705 nt
Organism: Trichoderma citrinoviride
Lineage: Eukaryota; Fungi; Ascomycota; Sordariomycetes; Hypocreales; Hypocreaceae
Exons: 1
Coding region: 1-705 (234 amino acids)
Source: RefSeq, a predicted model, not a curated record